This is a messenger RNA of Ruditapes philippinarum (Manila clam), 3499 nucleotides long. RefSeq names its product tetratricopeptide repeat protein 29-like. The coding region runs from base 117 to 1712 and encodes 531 amino acids. Lineage: Eukaryota; Metazoa; Mollusca; Bivalvia; Venerida; Veneridae. The transcript is spliced from 11 exons. The record is from RefSeq and is a predicted model, not a curated record. Gene Ontology annotation, molecular function: protein binding.
AAAAUAUUCACAUCUGUCCUUAUUUGUCAUGACAACAGGAAGCUCAAUGGCUGCCAAAUCAUACAAUUUCAUGAGUUUAUAAAAACGAUAACAAAGGACUUGCAGAAGAGGCCAAAAUGGCGGCCGCACAUACUUUACCCCCAAUUCAUGGAGCCAAGAGUGGGGGUAAUACAGGAAUGAUGGGCUCAAUGAAACACAAUCAGCCAGUGCACUUUGCACCUGCACCACCAAAAGGACCACCCAGUGGAAGAUUAAAACCUAUACAGAAAAAGAAAAAGAUUUUUGUUGAACCAGAUCAAGCAUUUUCUCAGCCUAUGCUUACAAAAAGACAGACAACAGCAUAUCGGAAUACUUAUAAACAUAAUCUGUGUGUGGACAUGUUACAAAAUGGUUUUCAUUUGUCAUUCUGUGAACUUUUUGCACUUAUUAAAAGACAAGAGGAUACAAGAGUGCAAGCAGGACCUGAAUCUCUUCUUUGGAGUAUGACUUUACUUGAGGAUCAACAUGAUAAAUUAGAUGUGCUAAAACUUCAUUUAACAAGAGCUGAAACAGCUCAGAGAAAUGGUGAUUUCCUUGAAGUAUACAGAGCUAGGUAUGAACUUGCUCGUUAUUUCCAGUCCUCCAAUGACAAGUGGUUGGCAGAUCAUUUCUUCGAGACAUGUCUAGACACUGCCGCUCUAGUCACAGAUGAUGGUGGAAAAGUACAAGCUGAGGGCUACUGUAAUGUCGCCUUGGCACAGGAAGAAAACACACAUGAAAGAGAACUUGUUAUUGAGCAAAGUAUUGACCCCAAUGGCAGUAGUAUUAUAGGUGAAUUCCACAAUGCAGCAGAGAACUUUGAGGCUUAUUACAGUCUUGCGGCUCAGAAUAAAGAGUGGACUACAGCUGAUGGUAUAUCAUUCCACACAGAUGCAUGUAUACAUCUUGCUCGUAUAUACACUACCAUAGGGGAACGUGUAGAGCAAGAGAGUGUAGAACUUAUGCUCGAAUAUCUAAACAAGGCUUAUAACUCUGCAAAAGAAAGUCACCAGGAGAAAAUGGAGGGUGAGGCUGCAUACAGACUUGGUCUUGCUGCUGACACAGCUGGUGAAAAUGAUACAGCACUUGUUCAUUUGAAUACAUAUUUGAAAAUAUGUCAAUCAACAGAUGAGAAGGAGGGUAUAGGAAAAGCUUGUGAUGCAAUAGCAAAGACAUAUGCCAGACAAGGUAGAGUGGAGGAGAGUAUAGAGUAUUUGAAACAUUUUGUCACUGUGGCCGAGAAGAGCGGACAGGAACAUGCAUACAGCAAGGCUUGUCAUAACCUUGGAAAUAUCUAUAACACAUUAGGUAAAUAUGAUGAAGCAACAAAAUAUUUUGACAAGGCGUACAACUUGUCUCGUUCAAUGGGUGAAGUAGCAUCAAUCAAUGUGAAUAGAGUACAGUUUGGUGUUGCCAUGGCGCACAAGAUGCUACAAGGGAUUGGAAGUCAUAUUGUGAUCAAUAAUCUUCCAGCGUUAGAGAGGCUUAUUGAGUGGAAGAGUUCAAGGAUUGAUGACUUCGACAAGCCAUUCCCAGAACCUAAGGCAGAGAGCCCGAAACCUGAAACUCCGCCCCCUGCUCCGGUACAGAAGGAGGAGACUGAUGUUAGCGCCACCUCUGAACAGCAGGAAGGUGUAGAAAGGGAGGAAACUGAGACAUCUAUGGCUGAUACGGAGACCACUGCACAAGAAUGAAAUUUAAUCACUUAAAUUCUGACACAGCUUUAUAGAACAGGAAAUCUCUUCAUUUCUUAGCAAUUUAAUAAACAUGUAAAAUCUCAAUUGUGUAUAUUUAGCUUGUUUGAAUUACAUAUCUAAAUUUUCAAACUUUUAACAACAAAGAUUUGUUGUAGAAAUUUUCAGAAAUGUGCCUUAUCACUUAUUUCUGAAAGAAGGUUGAGCAUAAAUUGUUAAAUGAGAUAUUAAAACACAUAAUUUACUGUAUUCACAAUAUCAGACUGAAGUAUAGUCUAUUUUUUAUGUAUUGAAAGAUGUAACUUUGUUGAUACACUAGUGAAACUGCUGAAAAUUUAUGUCUUCAAAACUGCUGAAAAUUCAUGUAUUGAGUAAAGUUUAGAAAAAUGGCCUUUGUGGUACUGAUGAAUCAAAACUGCUGAAAAUUUAUACAUUGAGUAAAAUUUAGGGCAAAUGACCCUUCAGUAUGGAAGAAAAAAUACAUUCUUAGCAGAUCACAGGUAUAUAACUGCUCUUAAUUUUGUAACUUAAUGUUUUUUGUAACCAUUUGUUCAUGCCAUAUUUACCCAUAUUCAUUUCAUUGCUUUAAACACUGGAACAUGGUCAGUGGCUAUCAUUUACUCAUAAAAUAUCUCCUCAAAACUUUUUGUUGGAAAAAAUUCAACCAUGUAAGAAAUAUUUAUAAAAUGCCUGCAUAGCAUUCUGAUAUAUAUGUAUUUCCCUUCCUAUACACAAACAUUUCAAUUCUAAUUAUUUUUGUGAUGUAGAAAAUUUUAGCACUAAAUGGCUUAUUUACAUUGCAAAUUAUACAGAAAUUGUGAUUGUUGAACAUGUGAGUGUAAGAUUUGUUUCUUCUAGAAAUAGCUAAUCAAUAUACAAUCAGUUAAGUAUUAUUUUUUCACCUUUUUUGGAAAAAAACCAAAAAAACAAGAAUUGCCAAAUGAAUAAACAUGGACUACAGUAUUUAAAUUUAGCACAUUUUUUUACAUCAUUCUCGAGGUACAAUAUCAGAUAUAUGUAUUUUAUGUGGAUGAAAGUAGAGUUUAUUUAUACAUGUAUAUACUGUUUUUUUUUUCUUCCUCAAAUAUUUUUUAACAUAUAAAUCUAAAUAUUUUACAAUAUAAAUCACAGUGCUGACGUGAGAGUGUACAUGAAAAUUCUGUGAUAUUUCGUUUCUAAAUAACUUUGUUUUUGUUUCUUUCUGUUUAAGAAUUUUGUUAUAAUGUUGUUUUUUUUACAAGGGACGUGGAAGUUUAGGAUGUUUUUUAUGUGUAUUUAUUUGAAAGUUAUUAUACAGUAUAGUGUUUGAAGGUGAAAACCAAUUCUUUUGAGAUAAAAAAGUAUAUUUCUAAACAAUUAAACAAUUGUUUAUGAUAUAAAAGACAAUUAUUGUUGAAUUAUUUUUUUCAGAUUUCAAAAAAAGCAAUAUUUGAGGGGUUUUUUUAUGAAUGGAAUAGAAUAUAAAUCUUGCAUUUGUGUUCUUUAUUCCCAUGUGCAUUAUACAUGUACUAUAUACAUGUAUGUAUAUAGUACAUGUAUAAUAUAUAUGUGUGUAUGCUAAACAUAUGUAUAUUUUGCUGUUACACAUGAUCAAGUUUUAUGAUGAAAUAUUAUUGUGUAUGCAUGCAGUAUAUUGAACACGAUACAUAUGUAUGUUUUGUGUAAUAGUCUGUGUACACAUAGAAACUUCAAAUUGUGAUAUUCUUGUUUUGUUUUGUGUAAUGUUGAUUCAACUGUAUUUUGAUUAUCAGACAGAAAAUUUCCAAUAAAUUUAAUUAUAUGAUAAA